UUUUUUGCUUGAAAAUUUAGGACUUUCUGUUACAAAAUGAAUAAGCGGUAGUUGCUUAGCAGUGGAGGCUUACCUAUCUCUCCCGCCGUCCGUCCCCUCGGAAAAAAGUGGUAGCAGCUGACACUACUAGUACUUUAGUUUACAACACGGAGGUUCCCCCGCGCACAGAAGUCAGUAGAUGUUGAACCGAUGUUCUUGAUUUCUGUGCGUAUCUGGAGUCUGGCGCAGAACUAAAACAUUUUGAAGAAAUCCUGAAAAAUACGUUUUCCCCGAGAAAAUUUUUUAUUCCCACCAGAUAUGACAGAUUUUUGUUGAAAAACCAAAUGGUCGCAAAACCUCUACUGCGCCCACGGAACACCUCCCAAAUGGUCCCGUGGCGUUUGAGGUGGUGCAAGAAGCGCGACUUCUUGUCGUCCGGGUUCAUUCUGCAAGGAGCGGUUUCUCUUCUGCAGGAGUAUAAUUUUCUUCAAAGCGCGACGCCUUUUGUGUCCGGGACGCGGGGGAACAAGAGGCAGCACCGAGCACAACUUUAUUUCCCGGAAGAGUUUGCUGGCGCGGAAGGAGCGAUUCCCCCGGAAGAUGAAUUUUGGGCAGAAGAAGUACACGACCAGGCUCACCACCAGGGCGGGGCGUUUAUUAGUGCAGCGGAGUUUCAUCCCUCCGACUACGACUAUGAUGCGCCCCAGGACGAUUAUGGCUGGCACGAGGGAGAAGUGGAACAAAACUGGCUUCCUCCCGCGUGCGAAAUCAUGCUAAGUCACGUACCGGGAGCAACAGACGAUCCCGCGGACCUGGUGAACAAUGUGCUCCAAGUCGCAAAUCAGGUCUUUCGAGAACGAACCACGCAGGAGGACUAUGAUGCUUUUUGGCGGUCACUUGAUGGCGUCUGUACGGCGCGGGUCAUAGAAGAAAGCAAAUGGUACUUGGUGUUCGUGGAGUUCGCCAAACUCGUUUUGAAUUCGUGGUGCAGCGACGUUUUCCAGGGAGAUCAUCGUGACCGCUGCACCCGCGAGAACCCCUUCGGUAAAAAUCUUCCGGCGCAUAAUCCAGUGUUGCCGUCAGCGGCGAGCUUGGGCGAGUGGAUGGAAACGUAUUUCGACCCUGUAGUUGUGUCUCAGAAGGACGACGAGGGAGGCUUGUCGCCAGUCGACACCAUGUUCGCUGACAAUUGCUCGCCUCUCCUGGACCGGUGGGCGGACGCCGACGAGGGCAUUUCCGAGUCAGGUUUAGUCAAGAGGGUGGUGCGCGUCUUCAGUGCGCUCUCGAGAGAUUACCCGAACGCGGGAGAGGACUUCGUGAAGCAAACCUGUGUCGAGGACCAUGAUCACCAGCACCUUCCGAGGCAAAUGUUCAAAGACUUCUCCCACACACUGUUGCAGUUUUGGUGUGGGCAGUUGAACUUCGCCGGAGACCGGCCUGAGGACGAAUAUCGCAGGUGCAGCGAGUCUGGAAAUCCCUUCCGAGAGGACGCUGCAAGCCCCACCACGACCUUGCCGGUCUUGGAAUCAUUCGACCGCUGGUUGGAAGAAUACAGCCUUGCCGACGACGUCCUGGCGGCGGACCAAGGCCCGGCACCGGCCUGCGAGAACCUUUUGGAAACUCUCUACAACAGUGCCGAUCCUACGGAGGAGCAGACGCGGGAAGCCGAGUCGCGGAGCCUCGCGCUGCGUUUCCUCCCAGCACAGGCCCGAGAGGAUCUCGAGAGGUACUGCCAGAAAACUGGGCAGAGACUGGAUUCCGACCAGGACUGGCCCGACGUUGCGAGAACGAUCUUGGCCAACAUCGACUCGAAUAUAAAGAAGACGCUUUACCCCGGAGUGCUUCCAGCAAAGGCAAACGUUGACCCGCAGGCGGGGCUUAGUAUGAACUACGGAGAACUUCUGCAAAGGGCACGAGCAAGCUUCCAAAACGGCGGAUUCGCAGACUGGUGCAACCAACAUGUUGAGCCAGCGAGGAGCGGGUCAUAUGUAAUUCCAGACGCCGCGCACGUGCAGCAAGUCUUCCGAGACGCCGGCGCGAUGGGGGGCGCGGCACAGGAGGCCAUGGAGCGGCUGGCUGACGAUGUAGAACACCAAGGAAACAAUCUGGAGGAAAAGUGCAACAUGUUCUUUCAGUAUUUGAGCGAACUGGAGCAGAGUGCCAUGAGGUCCUCGAACGGACGAGAUGGAGGGACAGCACGAGGACCCGUGAGAAGUACAACAGCAACGGUAUCAAUUGCAAAUAUGUCUGGGAGGUCCUCUGGAAGAGUGCGCUUGUUUGUCACAUGCAUCUUCUGCUCGUUGUACAGAUCAGUGGUCUGGAUCUGCUGGAAUGCUGCACGCCAAGCAUUACAGGUUUUGCGAAACAAGUACAAGGAGCUUCCUAUCUAAAAAUGCUCACCCCGCAUAAGAAAUUCGCCGUUUUUGCAGCGAAAAGUGGGCAGCACGACUUGGCACCCAUGCAAUACAGAUUUUUAUCUGGUCGAGAUUUAGCAUCACAAGUUGGAGGACUCUUCCAGAGGACCCAGACAUAUUUGCAAUGCAUAAGCGGGGGUCGGUUCAUCUAACUCCGGAUUGGGAGCAGGUGCUGGUCCCCCCGCCUCGGGAAUUGGUGUCGGAACCACCGCUACCGCGACCGUGUCCGUCGGGAAUACUCCGCCGAGGCCGCAACCGUUCGAGCUUCCGGCGCUGUACGUGGAGAUGGAAAAGAUCUCGCAAGAGUUUGUGGGCCACCUGGACUACGUGACAAGUGAGCUGCAGCUCAUGACCCGCAGCCGCGGGCUAUCCUGUUUAAAAACGUACCCACCCCAUAGUUGUAAUGCAAAUCUGCAUGCUAAAAAUGUUUCUCAUGCGGAGCCCCAUGAGAAGCAUUUUCCAAUCGUGUUUUGAAAUUUGUCAUGCUCCAAUCAGCAUGGUAUGCUAGAUCUGUGAUGCUGCUGAGCUAGCUCAAACAGCACUACACUACGAAUCCAAAUUUGUCAUGCAAAACAGCCAAAACUUGUGGAUUUGUCUAGCCGAUUCCCCAACUUGACUAUGGUGUGGGGACGUUUUUACAUAGGAUACGGGCACGAUGCGUUUCACCACUUCGUUGACCGAAUUUUCGUGGACCAGAUGUUUGUGGCGAGCUACCUGCUUCCCGUGCUGAACCAGAUUAAUCAUCUAUCAUCUGUAAAAACAUCCCCACCCCAGAGUUGUAAUGCAAAUCUGCAUGCUGAAAAUGUUUUUCAUGCGGAGACCCAUGAGAAGGGCUUUCUAGUCGUGUUUGGGGAUUUGUAAUGCUAGAAUCAGCAUGAUAUGCUAGAUCUGUGAUGCUGCUGAACAAGCUAAGCAUGCUUGCACUACGAUGCCAAACUUGUCAUGCGCAACAGCAAAAGCUGACAGAUUUGUCUAGCAGAUUUCCCAUCUUGACUCUGGUGUGGGGACAUUUCUACUCAGGAUAUCAUCACGGUCACAACCUGGCCGUGCCCUGGCUCGAGAAGUUCGCGCGCAACCUGGAGGAGUCGGCCGCCCGGUUCGGGGUGGAUCUGCUCAACGGCCCCCCGGCACAGAAAACGCGCGCGCUCUCGGACACGGUGGAGCGGUAUCUCGAGCACGCUGCGGUGGCGGCGCAGAAGGAGAUGGUUGGCCUGACCCAACAGGAUGUCGUGGGAGCGAACACAGAUGUGACUCACAAGCAACUCUCGGAGAUGCCUGAGCUGGCGCGGGCCAUGUUCUUUACCUGCAGCUCCACGACUUCCGGGGAUGUCGGUCGAUGGCCUCGCCCGGAGGCGGCGUCUGCAGCCUGCAAGAGUCACGUGAGCCUGGUGGGGAAGGCAGUGGCGCUCACGGCGAAGGCGGAGUUCUCUCCCGUAGUACCCGGAAAAGAAGCAGAAGCUUCGUUGCAACACGCGGCUUUUGCCAUCACGGUGCACGGAAGCCCCUUGAGCCAGGCGUUCAAGGGGUUCUCGGUGCUGCAGCCUGUUGCUCAAUACAACCAGGUGCAGAUCAUGGGCGCAGCUGCACAGGGGGGGCCAGGUGCACUGGCCGCGCCCCGUCAACUAUCCUGAGUAAAAACGUACCCACACCAGAGUUGUCAUGCAAAUCUGCAAGCUUAAAAUGUUUCUCAUGCGGAGCCCCAUGAGAAGCAUUUUCUAAUGGUGUUUUGAAAUUUGUCAAGCUCCAAUCAGCAUGAGAGACUAGAUCUGUAAUGCUGCUGAACUAGCUCAAACAGCACUACAAUACGCGUCCGAAUUUGUCAUGCAAAACAGCCAAAGCUUGUGGAUUUGUCUAGCCGAUUCCCUAUCUUGACUAUGGUGUGGGUACGUUUUUACUCAGGAUAUCAACACCUGAUGCCCUACGUCACAGGUCUGAUCGCCGCCCGUAUCGUGACGAAAAUCUGCUUAUCAAAUGUAAAAAUGUCUGGGUCUGGAAACUUGUGAUGCUGGGUGGCGUCUCAUGAUGAGGCUACAAAUGCUGGCUCAGCAUGACAAGUUUCUGAGGUCCUAGGUGUUGCCUAUUCUGCAUGACAAACUGCGCUUCUGCAUCACAGAAAAACGGAGCUCUUGGGUAAUGUGCAUGACAGAUUUAAGAGUCAUGCCAGACAAGCAUGACAAACAUGAAUUCUUCCAGACCCAGACAUUUUUACAUUUGAUACUGCUCCCCUCCCCGUACUCAAGAAAAUGGAAGAACUUCGUGAUGCUGGUGAAGAUUCGUGACCACAGUAAAUCAGAUUUGUGUUGCAUUCUAUGGGGCAAGUAGUGGGAGCUGUUUGGCGCAUUCCACAGUCAAUCUGUGACGCGCUUUUGCCUACUGCGAAGCCGCUGUCUUUUAUGCCUUAACUGCUAGCGGCCUUUUGCAUACACUAUCAGGCUUCGAAAUAAAUGCCGCCAAGCGCUUGCUGCAAUACAAGUUGGCUGCGCAAGAAUAAAUCCAGCAUAGUAGUACUACACAAGUUUUCUUCGUUUGUACGGGGUGGAGGCACUCCUUUCUUCACUUUGAUAGCCCAGGGCAAGGCCCCUCCGUUCAGUGGCACGAAAGGCAAGGACAUAAACACGGCGGACCGCAGGCGCGUGGCGUUAAUAGCAAUGCAACGGUUCCAGAGUCACCUGACGCCGUACGAGCGAAAACUCUCAGAACUGCUUGACGGAGGGUGGUUUCAGCAUUUUCCGAAGCUUUACUCGUUUUUGCUGGACGAAGACACGAAAAAGAUUUUUCGGUUCCUCGGCAUGCUGAAGCCCCCCGCACCCGACCGCGCGGGGCAGGAAUGGUGGAAGUGGCAGGCUGCGUCCAAUUUGGUCUCCUCCGGAACUUAUGGAUUGCAAAUAUGUCUGGGUCUGGAAGAAUACAAACUUGUGAUGCGCAUUUCAGAACACACAAAAAUCUCUCAUGCAUAGGUAGCAAAAGCUUCCCACUUUCUGUCACCAAAAUGGGGGACUUGUCAUGCGGAUUCGGCAUUGCGGAAGCUUCUCGAAACCUGUGAUGCUAGAGCUUCCAUGCCAGACCUCCUGUAUCAUGCAAAAACAGCAUGACUCUUCGAGACCCAGACACUUUUGCAUUUCAUAGAACUGCGGGGGCGGGCCCAGGGGUCAUGCAGGAGUUGAACACCGCGGCAGAGCUAUCCUGAAGAAAAACGUCCCCACCCCAUAGUUAGUUGUCAUGCAAAUGUGCAUGCUUAAAAUGUUGCUCAUGCGGAGCCCUAUGAGAAGCAUUUUCUAAUCGUGUUCGGGAUUUGUGAUGCUCCAAUCAGCAUGCUAUUCUACAUCUGUAAUGCUGCUUAACUACUAGCUAAACAGGAUUACGCUACGAGGCCAAACCUGUCAUGCGCAACAGCCGAACGUGGGUGAUUUGUGUAGCAGGACUAUAGGGUGGGGACGUUUUUACUUAGGAGAAGAGCUGGUGGCGCGGGCAAGUAGCACGCCGCCGCUACUACAGGCCUCGCAGGCGCCGAGGCGGAAACCCUUUGCCGAGGUGCUCGGAACACCCUCGUCCGGUGCAGUGGACGCGCCAAACUUCCAAGACGCGCUUGAUCUGAAGCUGGGGGCUUCGCAGUACCCCAUCCCGGGGGGAAGCCAGGCCGCGGGACCGGGAAUCGCCCCCUCGUCUCUGGAACAACCCUACCCGAAGGUGUUUGCGCUGGUCACGCUAGCGAAGACUGCAGCGCGGCGCCUGUACGACGCUGACAGCGCCAGCAGCACGUUGGGGGCAAGUAGAUCCGACUUCGAAAGAGAUCUCUGGAAGCCCUUGACCGAUAUUACAAUGAAAAAUGCCCCCUCUCCAUAUCAAAACGGAAAUCUGUGAUGCAGAUUUGUGGUUACAAAUCAGCUUUGUGAUGCUAGAAGGCAAAAGAUGCGAACUGUAGUGCUGCCUAGCGUGGGAGAGCCUUGCAGCUCCAGGAUGACAGGAGGCAGCUGGAAGUGGGAAACAGCAUGACAGAUUACCUGCAAUGUAUGCCGCAGCUUCGUCUCUUGGAAUUCUAGCAAUACAAGUCGAUUUGUGUACUCAAAUACAGCAUCACAAAUUCGCGCAUCUUCCGUUUCCGAUAUGGGGUGGGGGCUUUUUUCACUAUGAUAACCGAUGCGGCCAUUUCUGAGUUCCACAGCCCGAGCGAAGUGACCACGGAACCUAUUGAGAAGAAAAAUCCCCCCUCCCCAUAUUGAAAAGGUAUGUCUCCAAAAAUUUGCAUUGCGGAUUUGAGGUCACAAAUCACAUCUGUCUUGCAAGAAGACAAGGGCAGGAGCUUCCGCCCCAUUAUGGAAGCGAUUUGCCAUGCUGUUGGGCCUAAAGGGGGGCCGUUUGCCAUGCUGUUUUGCUAGACCCAUACGCCCCUACCUAGCCUGGGGAUCUGGUCGCAGUCCCUCUCUGCAAUACAAAGCUGAUUUGUGGCCACAAAUCAGCAUCACAAAUUUCCGUUUUGAUAUGGGGAGGGGGGAUUUUUCAUUUUGAUAGAACCGGCCCUCGAAGCCGCUUGCCGGGCCGAAGUGGAAGAGUGGCUGCAGGGAUCAUCGGGCGGCGGCGACUGCGUGCUGGCGAAGCGGAAAUUACGUGCGGCCGAGGCGGAUCUGGAACAGUUUCGGCACGGGGCGCGGCAGUCCGACGAGAGUCUCGCCGAGGCUCAUUCGAGGGCCGACGCCAGGGUGGAAGAGGAGAGGGCAAAGGCAGCACAGGCUCUGGCCGACAAGGAUCAUGAACUUGCUGAGAAGGAGCGCGAGCUAGCAGCGGCGGUAGCUGCGCGUGAUAGUCUCGACGCACGGUUGUCGGUCGCCUCAGCGGGCCACGACGACGUGCAGAAAGCCGCACAGGACAGCGUUCGAAUAGCGCAGGACGCGAAGGAAAAGGCGGAGCGGGAUGCGGCGGAGAGCCAACACCGUCAAGAGCAGCUUCUCAAGGAAGCGGAGAGGCACAGGAAGGCCAGCCAGGAAGCGCUAGAAAAGGCGCGAGUGGCAAGAGAGCUCGCCGAGACACUGCGAGAACAAGUAACUACAUUAAAGGAAAAGUUGCAAAUAUCCCGUGCAAGAAAUAGAACCCGCCUGGCUCCAUAUUACUCCAGAAAGAGAUAGAUUUAUUCGUGUAUAAUUUCGUGCUCAGUCGGUGUGAGCAAGAAGCUGAUCUUAUAAUUACACUGGGAAGUUGUAGUGCGAGGACGAGUGCCCGACCCCCGGAAGUUGGAAAUUUUUCAUACGCAAAGUCUCCCAAUGGAAUUUGUAUUUGCGUGGCAUGAAAGUAGGAGUACGAGUCUGCUCUCUGGUGCACACGCUAGGCGCGCUGGGCAUCCUUCACGGGGCCGGCUGUCGCUGGGCUCUUUUGCAGCGCAAAUCCGUACCGUUGAGCAUUGAAAACUGGUCAUGCUGAUACAUGCAAGUUGGCAAGCGUUUCGAGGCUUUGCAAUGUAAACACUUUUCUACGUUCAUGUUGAAGGGCCUAGCAUCUUGAGCAAGAUGAAGCUUGUGGCCGAAGAACACUGACGACGAGAACGAAUGUAUAAAUAUUGCAGUCGUCAUGGUCAUAUAAGUAGGUAUAGCGAGGUGGCCAUCUAAGAGUAAAAAGAACUGAACUGUCCGGGGGCGCGUCAAGAUCAUAGAAGUAAUUGUAAUUCGACAUCGACGCUUUUAAUAUCAAGAUUUUUGCACUAGCGUGACAAAUUAAGUACCGAUACCGAACAGCAUCAAAAUGUGGGGUUCAUGCAGAGUUGCAUGAAACACGGGAGCACGGGAUGGGUUCGUUUUUUGAACAGGAUAGAAGGACGCGCAGCAAGCGAUAAAGAAUGCUAAACGUGACAAUGAAGCGUUGCAGGAAGGCCACGAGGCUGCUCUUGCAAAUUUACGGUUGGAAAAUGAGCAACAGGCACAACAGCACAGGGAAGAAAUGACCGGAAAGGAGACUGAGGUGGCGAAACUGACGGACGCACUAGACGGGGUACAAAAAAAGCGCGCUGACGAAGGCAAAAGCUUAGCUGAAAUCAACAAGGCGCUGGAGGAGGAGCGGAAGGCGUGGAAGAGCGAAAACGACGCGGCGAAAGGGGACGCUGAAAAUGCGAAGAAUAACCAUGCGGCCGAGCUUGCGGAUCUGCAGAGCAAGCAAGAGAAGUUGGGGCAAGAACUCGAGGAAACCAAGAGACAACUUGCGGAGGCAAAAGCAGACGCAGCAAACACCGAGCAGGCAAACCAACAGAAGGUGGGGACGCUCGAAGCAUCUCUUCAGGAAGCGUUGAGAAAUAUCCCCCAGAAAAAGACAGGCAGGUCAUAUUUGUAUUGCAAACAUAAAUAGACAAAACAAAUGCCCUAAACAGCAGGCUAUGGCGUCACCCAUGACAAAUUUUUCUGCUAUUUAAUUUUUGCAUACACAAUUUUGCCCUGCCUGCUUUUUUUUCUGGGAUACGAAACGCUGGCAAGCUCGAUGAAGCGGAUACUCGCAGACGCGAGCGCAUGCAGGCGCUCGGCGAGCGCAUGCAGGCGCUCAAGGACAAGUUUGAUGCAGACUACGAGGCGCUGCUCGCCCGUACCACCGCAGAGCAAGAAGGAAGUACUGUUUUGGACCAGAUCGACGUUGCACGGCGGAGUACGGAAUUCCAGGCUUCGCUGGCCGACCUGCAGUCUAAUUUGGAAGUGCGGAAGAGCCUCUUGCUUAGAAACGAUCAUGCGGACGAAGAGGCCCCGCCCGAUGGCGCAGCGCAGUAUGAAGAGGAUGCCGCCCGUUGGCAAGAGCUCUCUGCGACAGUAAAGAGAAGGCUGGAGGAGCUUGAUGCGCAGGCAAGAGAAGCAGUGGCUAAGAAGAACAGGUGGAGACAAGAGCGCGAAGAGGAGGAAGAAGGAGAAAGGCGUAAAGAGACAGAAAGACAAGCAGACCGGCUGCGUGAACUGGAAAAAGCAGUAGAAGACGCAGAGAAUAAACUGCAAAUUGCGAGCGCCUUAUCCAGUGCAAAUAUAUCUGGGUCCGGAAAAGUGGACUUGUUGUAUUGCUUGUCAUUCCUGAAAGAUAUGUGUUGCAUGACCAACAACAGCGCGACUUUUUGGGUCAUGUAAAAACGCAGUUUGUAAUGCGCCCUAGGCAUGAUGAAAAAGCUAAAGCGCUCGCAAAAAUGUUUGUCAUGCGUGGCUGCACUAGGAAGGCUGUUCAAUUAAUAUGACCAUUUAGCAUCACAGGUUUCCAGACUCUGAAAUAUUUGGAGUUGAUACGACAGACAAGCCACUGAAAUCCAGGAGCUGCUAGCUGCGAAUCAGAAACGGCUGCGAGAAAGCGAGACGGCAAGAGAUAAGGCUGAAAGAUUGAAGAAAGACCGUGAUGCCGAGCUUGAGGAGUUGAAAACGACGCACAAGGAGGCCGAGGGCAAUUUGGAGGCAGAGCUCGACAAUAUCAAAGGCAAAUAUGUCUCGGUCUGGAAGAGUGCGCUUGUUGGCCAUGCAUUUUUUGAAGUGAGUACAUGAUCUGGAAUGCACAUGAAGCAUUAGCUAUCCUGCAUGAGAAAUGCGCCAUUUGUGUAGCAAAAAGUGGGCAGCGUUUAUUGGCCCUCAUACAAUACACAUUUUUUGCUGCUCGAGAAGAAAGAUUUCCCAUCACAAGUUGCAUCCUUCCAGACCCAGACACAUUUGCAUUUGAUAGAGGAAGCCAAUCGACAAAUUGAGGAGGCGCAAAGGCUCUUGAGGGAGCAGGAGCAAAAGCACGCCCAGGAGCUCAAGGCAAAGGAAGACGCCCUGCAGGCCGCAAUGGCAAAGGCUGGCGAGGUUAGAGAACUGAAAAAGCGCAAGCGCCUGCGCAUGAAGGAGCUUGAGGAAGAAUUUACUAAAGGCCACGACGCGCUGGCCGGUGAUAUCGCUACGGAGCGACGAGAUGAAAUUUCGCAGGGGCUCAUCGACGAGCUGUUUAGGAAAUUCUCAGGCGAUCUGACCGGCCUGCAGGGAAAUUUGGACGUAUCCUGAGUAGAAACUUAAUUAAACACCCCCACCGCUUUCACAAAAACGAAAAAAAUCAAUUGCUACGCAAAUCAAGAACAAGGCUUGGGUCCUGUCGGGCAUGACAAAUCUGGGUCUCCUCGACGAGGUUGGCUAGUGAGGUCAUGGCAUAAAAAAUCCAGCUCGUUAUCUUGAUAGAUUGCAGCAGCACAAUGCCCAGGACAGUAUGAGAAAACGCCCCUCAUGGGCGGGCUGUGCAGGAGAAACAGUGAAGACACGCAAAAGUACUUAUGCAUGACAAGAAGGCUGGCGUGGGGACGUUUUUUCUCGGGAUAGGACGAGCGUAAAAGACUCUUUGGUGAGGAUCAAGCACAGGCAAUUGAGAGCAGGGCCUACACCGCAGAAAACUUCUUCGGCAAGCAUGAGGAAGAUAGUGGCCGUUUGGCAGCGCUCUCCGAGAAUGUACGUACAAAGGUGGAGGGCUUGCGUCUUGGUACAUAAAGUACUGUUUUUUACCUGCUUCUGUUGGGGCUUUAGCUUUACAACCAGUACUAGACCCUGGGUCGACCACAUGAAAUUACCCGCACGUGAAAAAAGAGGCCUGUCGGGUUCUUACAGGAAAGAUAAGGAUUGGAAUAUUCAACUCGACAUUUGCAACAACGAUUCGUUUCAUUUCAGACGAGGAGCGUGUUGUAGUUGUGUACAGAAAACGAAAAGCCGCAUAACAAUAAACUAACACCUUGUAGUUUUUUGUUCUAGAGGACCUGAUUUAUUUUACAUUUACAGAGCAACAGCGACUUGGUCAAGAAGCUGAACAAGCGGAGAAGGACCGGUUGCGACGAGGUAAGCACGCAUGUCUACAACUACACUUGAUGUUUUUGUUUACAACGCUGGAAGGACGUAGUUCAUCGUGGCUGUUGUAUCGACCACACUGAUGAAGGCCUUUUUCAUAUUCUUUUGCCAGCCCGUGCUUUCAACUACCUCAAGGUCUGGAUACAAGAUUUUUUUUACGCCGAUUUUCGUGUGCAUGCUCCUCGAACGCGCAUCGUUGGUCUUCUUCGAUCAGCAGAGCCGAGCUAAAGCACGGUACAAGAAACUAAGUACAUUGAAAUAAAACAGAACGCGAAGAGGAAGAGCGAAAGCAGCGGGAGGAGCAGGAGGCGGCCCGGCGGAAGGCGUUGGAAGAAAAACAAAGAGAAGAGGCCGACGAGAAGGAAAGGAGAAGACUUCAAGCAGGUACUUACAUCAGUCUGGCUUAAUACGUUUAUCAGUCUUGUUGAGCUGUGUCGACGAUGCUGAAGGCAAUUUUGAUACUAUUUCAGCCCGUGCCCUAUCAAGAUCUAGAUAGAAGAUUUUUCCAUACGAGAAAUGUUGUAUGCUGCUGCUGGCGCUCCUGUAGUCAUGGUGCGGCCGAGCUAAAGGAGUGGAAAAACUACAUUGAAAAACAGAACGCCAAGAACAACAGAAGCGAGUAGAGGACGAGGAGGCCCGGAGGGCGGUGGAAGAACAAAAAAGACGACAGACAGAGGAAGAAAGGACAAGACGAGAAGCAGGUAAUUACUUCAGUUCUACUUACGUUUAUCAGUCUUUUCCUGUAUCGACGAUGCUGAAGGCCAUUUUGAUACUAUUCCAGCCCAUGCCCUAUCAAGAUCUAGAUAGAAGAUUUUUCCAUACGAGAAAUGUUGUACGCUGCUGCUGGCGCUCCUGCCCCCAUGGUGCGGAGAGGGGGGCCCGGCUGCAGAAAACUAUUUGUCUCAUGCAAUUAGGGUUUAGGGAUUUUUGCUGCGCCCUUGUUUAUUUCUUCGUAAAAUUCGGGCAAUACAAAUGCCAUUCUGCAUGGGAAGGAGGCGUCGCCAUAGUGGUCUCUGCAUGACAGAGUGUUUGGUGGCGCGACUUUGGCAACACAAUUUUUUUUUUUGUUCUGCUAUUGAGAGGGCGGAUUCUUGUAAAUUCGAUUUUGCGAGUAGAAUUAUCAAUCGCAAAUAUGUCUGGGUCUUCUGGAAGGGGAGCGCAACGUUUGUCAUGCUUCGCUAGCAUGACAGUCAAAUCUGUCAUAAACGUUACCCCAAAGCCCCAUUCAUGUACCGCGCAGAAAGGACGCAGUUUGCAAUGCAGAUUAUGCAACACGUACAACUACAACUCAAAAACUUAUCAUGCUUGUCCUCGUCAUGAUUGUCCGACCCGCAUCACAAGUUUGCAGACCCAGACACAUUUGCGUUUGAUAGAGAAUAAUCACGGGAAAGAAACGGAAAGUAUCACUGAGUAUUAAUAGAAGCGUUUUGAAGUAGAAGAUGUAAAGCACCCGGACGAAUUCUCGCCGCUGUGCUGAGUCGCCGCGUGCCAGAUAUACUAUUUUCAUCCAGCAAGAUGAAACAAUAAAUGCUAAUCAGGCGAACGUUGGGAGGCAGACAUGAACAAUCUGGAAAGGCAGUACAUCGAAACGAGGAAUGCCUUUGAACGGACGCUUGAACAGCAACUUCCAACGCAGAUCGCUGCCCUCAGUGCCGGCGACAGGCUCGGCGAAGAGGGCGCUGCAGCAAACCUGUUCACGAGGCUCGCUGACUCCACGAAACUAGCGGAAUUGUCAGCCAACGUGCAAAGACGGGGGGAUUUGAUAAAACAAGUUCCCGAGAAGCAAAACGGCCCGACGAGUGUGCAAGACCCUUCCGCCAGGGCGGGGGAGACGCAUGUUGCGAUAUCCUGAUUAAAAAUGCCCUCACCCCCGAGUUGUCAUCUGAGAUUUGCACCAUCUACAAGUAGAGCAUCUAUAACGCACGUCCUCCCAAGAGGAGUUUCCAGUCGUGUUUUGGUAUUUGUAAUGCUGUCAAUAGGAUAAAAACAAAUCCAAAUGCAAAUGGCUUUGUGAUGCGGCUGUCCCUGCUAGGCUGCAGUGUCCUACAGACGAAAAUUUGUUUUGCGUGACUGCCAAACCCUCUGGAUUUGCAUUUGUAAUGCGGAGCUCCUAGCUUGACUAUGGGUAUGGGGUGGAGACGUUUUUACUUAGGAUACACGAUGUAUACACGGCACGCUUCUGAAGUCACCGACCUACAGGCCGGCUGGGUCGAACAGAUCCAGAGGAAGCUCAAUGAAGCAGGUACGGCAACCUACUCAGAAUGAGUUGUUUCGUCCUGCAUCUGUGCUACUACUGCAUGUAGUUGUCGCGUCCCUUCGUCCAUGCAACUGGUCACCUGUAUGAUUGCGCGCAUGUCGUGCAAGGUACACGCAAAACGAGAAAUUAUAGAAUGCCCCCGCGACCCCGACCCCGACCUCCAUGAAAAUGGCAACAGUUGUAGUGAGUGGAACUUCUGAGCGUCGCAUGCAGCGCCAGAAGUAUCCUCAGUGAAAACGCCCCGAGGUGCCACUUCGCAGCACACAAAUCAAUCAACUUUUUGUUUGAAUCCGUGUAAGAGAAAGAGAAGGCACAAAUAUUACUUAAAAUAAACAGAGCAAGCACGUGUAGCCCGAGCAGAGGAGGAGCGGCGACUCAAGGAGGCAGAAGAACAGAACAACCAAAAAGGUAAUUUUGUUUGUUUGAUUGUUUGUUUGAAAUUUGUAUUUGUGUGCGCAAAAAGUUUAUUAAUUUUGUGAGCACAAGGAUGGUUUUGCCGGCGCUCGUGUGCGCCUUAUUGCGUCGGGGUCACACAAUUAAGUAGGCGAGCGCCUGCACGUCUUUCUUGUCCCAGGGUGGACGGACCAGUAGCACUUUACAUAGCCCACUGGUGCCCCUGCCGCGCAGAGCAGGCGCAGGGCAGAGUGCCGGUGUAUGAUUGUGAUUACGCAGCCCUGCAGCGCCAGCCGCGUAUGCGGAAGAAAAAAGAAGAGGAGAAACAAAGCUCUUCUAGCUGGCUUUGGACGGCCUCUUGGAUGAUAGGGGGAGCACGUACAUUUCCAUAACUGACAGAAGUUACACAAUGCUGUCUGUGACCCUCCUACUACAAGAUGACGAGCGUGCUGAGAAGUAGCGCUCCCCCCCAACUACUGUCGGAGAGUAACAUAAAAAAGGCAAGGUCUACUAUGCACAGGCAACACAACAUCAAGAGCGAACUUGGAAGCCCGCUGUCGUAGUGGUGUUGCGAGGCAUUCUUCAUCUGAAGAUGAUGAAGCAAAAAGAAGCGGCCCUGCUGUGAUAGGCCGUCUUCACGCGCUAGAUUUACUAUUUUUUCAUCAACAUUUUUUUCACCUUCAGUUCUUGAAAAACACUAUUCAGAAAUCUGCAAUGGAAACGUGGUCAAGCUCGAACACGCGUACAUCGACACAAGGAAGGAGUUUGAAGGGCGGCUCGGCGGAGCAAUCGGCGGUAUCAACGCGGACUCGCCGUCGCUCGGGAGCACUGCGGAGGCUUUUCUUUCCUCCCUUAAGCCGGAUGAAACACUGCAACGAUUGCGUGAAAACCUUAACGAACGGAGGCAGUUGCUAUCAGACGCGAUAGGCGCCGCGGUGGCGGGCGUGUCGUCAACGGUGUCAGACCCUGCGUUUGUCCCGAAGACUACGCCAACCCGUUCGACCACCUUCAUGGGCGGUUGGUUGGGCAUGGGCGGCACGCAGUCUCCGGGGGCGGCGGGGGAGACGCAUGAUGAGAUGUAUCAGCGGCACAGCGUAUCCUGAGCAAAAACGUCCCCACUUCAGCCUUGCCAUGCGAAUUCGUAUGCCUAGGAUGUUUCUUAUGUGGCUCUCCAGGAGAAGCAGUCUAUCUCUGUUUCUGUGCUUGUAGGUGUCUUUGGCAAUCUGUGAUGCGCUACCCCGGAGCCGGACAAUAGAAGAGAUCUGUGAUGCAUCUGGACCGUGGAGCUAGGCACAGCUACACUGUAUAGCCAAACCUGUCCUCAUGUGUAAUGUAUCAUGUGUGAGUGCCAAAUAAAAUUUUGGACUUGUCUGGCAGAAUUCCCUCCUCGCCUCUGGCGUGGGGACGUUUUUACUGAGGAUACAACGCGGAAGUUGACCGCCUAGAAACCGCCUGGCUCGGGCAGGUCCGGAAGAAGUUGGAUGAAGGUACGGUAGGACCGAGAAUGAGUUUAUUUCGUAUCGUCUUUGAUGUUAGUACUGCGUGUAGUCUAUUUCUGUGUGUGCUACAACUGUUCAUGUUGUUUGUUUGUGCAAAUCGCCCUCUCCGCUUGUUGCAGAUGCGACCAAUGUCAUUGGUGCAGAUGCGACCAAUAUCAAGUGCAAAUGUGUCUCCUGGGUCUGGAGGAUUCAGGGAGCUUGGUUGGUUGGUAGGUUGAAUAGCGCCUGUCGGCGGUGCAGGUCCCGCGGUCUUUCGAUCGCGAUCCGGAGUUUGUCAUGCAGAUUUUACAUGACCCGCGCCCGCGAUCUCAGUCAUGCACACUCUAGCUGCGUCACAGGCUUCGCGAAGGCUUGCCCACGCCUAUCCUGCAUGGGAUGUGCCCUCUUGGGGUGGCAAAAAUUUGCGUAGCUCUAUACUGCUCAUGCAAUCCAAUACAGCUACAGGUUUUUGCAUGAUCGAAAGGAAGGAAAAGGAUCACAGAUUCCGCAUUCUCUUUCUCCCCAGACCCAGACAUAUGAAUUUGUAUAUGCGCAUAGCCAAAAACUAGAAGGUGAAGGACGCUUGCGUGACCAUAUUGAUAACAUCAGAUACAGUUAUGCAAUUUCUGUGUACGUCGUAAAAAUUAUGCGUGCAUACACUUGUGCGGAAAACUAAAAUACAGCACCAGAUCAUACAAGAUGGCGUGACUGUUUUCCCUGUCACAUUGUACUAGGUGCCCAUGAACUUGAAGACAAGGCUUUGAUAUUUUCAACGAGAGCAUAUAAAUUUGUAUUUGUCAUCUUGCUACACACGAACACUGUGCUAGAGGGAUUGGUUUUAUUGGAUCUCGCCCACCAAGCACACAUGUUGGUUUUCUUGGAAAUUUCCGCGAUGGAAAAAAAAAAUACAGCCAAGGCCACGUUGGAGGAGGCGCAGUUGAAUCAAGCCAGCGCCGCGAUUACGACUUCUGAACAGCAGUAUAUCGGACGAAGGGAUCGAUUUCAGGAGGAACUUACGCAACUUCUACGGGACGUUCGCGACGAACGCUCGGAAAAUUUCGUUUACCAACAGACUGAUGCCGUGUUGGCGGAGUUGCAAGGAAACGUUAAUUUCCGGCACACACUGCUUUAUGACGAAAAUGGAGCACCGCUCUCGGAGGUGGGUAGCCUACAAACGACAGUAAAGGAUCCGCAAAGGACUACACAUGAUGCCCUGUAUCGCUUUCACCAUACGCAAGUGUACCAAACGGAUGCGGGCGGGUUACGGGAACAGUGGAGGAGUUCGAUCGCUGCUAAGUUGGCCGGUAUUAACUAGGCACCUUGGACGAGGAAAUAUAUAUAAACGCGCCUCGAUCUUCGAAGAGCGCUCGCGUUCCUUCUUCAGGGCUGCUCUUUGCUCGUUUUUCUUUUUUUCUUCUUGCAUGUCGAAUGAACAAGAACAGCAGGUAAAUGUAAGAACAAACCAAAGGAAGCAAUUUGCACACGAAAGCGCGCAUGCAUGGGCCCUACAUACACUAACAAUUUUGUUUUUCCUGCAUAAAGCUAGCUCGGCGACGGGUUACAGUCAGUCCUCUCUUGGUAGAAGAACAAGAAACGAAAGUCACCUUCCUCAAUCACAACAACACUCAGAACUCGAGUUACCGCACAGAAAAAUCGUUGCACCACCGUGGAUCUGCACGCGCGGCGGGGAAAAAGAACGAGUGAAAGGCAGUUCCUGGCUGCACUUCGGACGGCGCGGGAGAGGAGUUGUUCUUUCUGGAACUGUGCAAUAAGACAUCAUAAGUACAUGCCUUUAUGUGUCCUUGCCAUUUUUUUUUCCCCGCGUCAAUCCUUCCGGGUGGCUCCUUUUGCAUUGUAGGGCGUAGCAGUUGGAGUUAUUCCAUUUUUACAUUUUCAUUGCACGUCGAGACGCCGGGCGUUUUUGUACAUCACUUGUUGUUUCAGCAUGAGAGAACAAGGAUUUGUCAUGCUCCCGCCGCAAAAUGUGCAGUUGGCGCCACGGUGACGCGGCUUGUUUUUUGUGUGAUAACAGAACCAGCAACGAGCGGAACAAGCCCAAAGAGCUCAAGAGCAAACCAGGGAAGCUGCAGGCGGUAUUUUCAAACCACUGCUGUUUUUUCAUUUUGAUUUUAGUGUCUCCAUGCGCAGCACCCGUUCUCGUACUCGUACUGCGGGACCACGCGGCUACGGGGGGGACCCCCCCCAUCCGUUCUCGUACUGCGAGUUUUGUUGCAUUUUUGAGGCCAACUUCUUACGCCAACGUAUUGUAAAGUAUAUUGAUCAACGUAAGCCUCUGGGUCUGAUACGAGAGCCUGACCAAAAUCAAAGCGCGACGACAUUCGUAUUUUUUUAUUCUCCUAACUGUUGCACCUCUUCUAAGUAUUGAAAUCGCAGGACUAGAGGUAAAAAUAAACAGCGCGAGGAUUUGUUACAGGACACAUCAGCUAGGAGAAAAUUAUUGUAACGCGCGACGUCAUCAAGUACAAGUUAUGAGUAAGCAUUAUUUCGUGGACGCGGCAUAAUAUUGUGCAGCCUAUGUCACAUCGAUGUACGGUUGCGCUUUGUUUUCAGGGUUUGCGCGAAGUCUGUCCGCUUCCGGAUCUCUCCCGCAAUCUAGGGCGCUUUUUUCCGCGCAGACAAGAAUAUGUGGCAUGUUUGCGAAAACCGAAAAGCCCCACUGUAAUUAUAAUUGGAUACUUUCGAUAUCGACAGGCUGGGCAAAAAAGCCCGGCCUCCGGGAAGCCCAGCACGCGAAUAAGUAGCUCAAAAGGGGUCCGCAGAGCCCAAAAGCGCACGCCCUCCGGGCGUCAUGGUAUGCGUGUAGCGGGUGCGCUUGGGCCCAAAUAGCUCUACAGUACCCUCCGCAGGCCGAAGGUUGCCUCGUUUCCGAAUUUUAGGACACUAAUGGGAAAGGUCGGCUGUUCGAGGCCGAGGAACCUCGCUCUGGUGGGGCCCCGAAAAAAAUGCCGUGCCCGCGGGAUGCGUGACGUGUUGAAAAUGGGCCUACCUGAUGAAACCGACAAUGAAAAAACGUUGCGCGCGAGAAAUCCGGGCGAAGCCCGGCAGACCUAACCUCGGACCCCGCUGCUCGAGGUCUGGGCACGACCUGCUCGCACUACUGCGGACAGCGGAUAAGUCGCGGUCCUGGAGGACUUGGCUGCAUCGGCAUGCAGGGGCGCAGCUUCAUCGCCGACGACAGUCCUUUUCGUUGUGCUGGGUGUCCUCGUUCCUGUAGUUGGAUUUAGAGAAGGCGCGUUCCUCGUGAAAGGCGCCCGGGUAGAAGAAAUGCCGCAGUGCAAGAAGGGCACAGCGUCCAUUCAUAUGGGCGUUUCUAAGAAGGGGUUAGAGAAGUAGCAGUCUGUUUGGUGUGAGCCAGAAAAUUUGUCUCGCUCCCUCAAUUGCUAGCUUGACUGCCAAUUUUUCGGACAAUACUCAGGCCUGAUAGCAAGCAGCAUCACACCCUUGGAGGAAGCAUAUGUUAGAGAGAGGGACGGGUUUGAGGGCCGCAUCAACGGCCCGGGGGACGAGGCCACGUUUGCGGCGUUGCUGGAGGACGUUCAAGCUGUGCUGGAUUCCUUGGAGCAUAAUGUAAGGGAGCGCGAAAACUUGCUUUCCGAGGACGGCGACGUCGCCAAGUUUGUCAAAAGUACCACUACGAAGACGGUCGACAAAAAUGGGCCGAGGCGAAUGUUGGCGGCGGUCGCGGAAACCCAUGGCGCAAUGCUUCUGAGGCAUAAAAGUGAGGCCACGGAAAUCGGUGCCAAUUGGCAGGAAGCCAUCCAGAAGAAGCUGGACGGUAAAGGCGCUUACAAUAAAUAACGUGCGUGCCUUGUUCUGCUCAUCUGCCGCGCCAAGUGACCUGGUCUAAGUCUCAGCUGAACUUUGGCGCUUUGCCGCCUAUGAGAGUGCGCAGCCCCCCCUUCUCCCUCUUUUCCCAUGCAAAGAACCGAGUCCGGCAGCCGCAAAUGCAUUGAAGGCACCCUGCGCGUGACAAGGUUCGGCACCUUAAACGAUACGGAAGGCUGCGCGCCUGCUUCCGUUGCUGGCCCUCCUUCCCAAACGAGGAGGAGGCAGGUUUUGCACGCUCAUGCGACCACAGCCGAUCACAUUCAAAAACGGUCGCGCGCGCGCGACUCGGGUGUCCAUAUUGACAUACGCCAGUGAUGCGUUUUGCUCUGGUGGAUCUCACGCCUAGGCGGGGGGGGGGUCGGCGCAGGGCUGAAAAGGCCGCGGUAACAGAGCGCCUUUCCGAGGCCAUAGAGGGUGUCGGUGCUCCAUCUCCCUGGGUACCCCCCGGGCCAGGGCCUUCGCUGCUGAAGAGUGAGGGCGGCGCUUAGUCAAGCUCCGGCGGCGAUAUGUUGCGACAUUAGUUGCCAGCUACUUACGCACAGGAACCAGCUUCAUGAGUCGUUUCACAGCUUGCGCUCUCGUCGCCUAGACAGGGGGACGCGGGGCUGAUGAGCUUGCGCGCGGUAGGGUCGCGUAUCUAUAAGACUCAUGGCACGCAGCAGGAGGAAGUGCAAGACUGCGACAUUUGAAAUUUUCGUGCCGGAUAUUAUGUAUGGGCAUACGCUGCCUCUUUAAAGCUACCUAGCUACCUUUAUUUCUUUUGGCACAUGAUAAUAAUUACGCGGCUUGCAAUGUGUCAAGAGAGUGAAAAUAUUAGGCGCCAGCGGCUGGUCCGCGUUCGAUGCCAACGUCAGGGAUUCGAAGCUUUGCGCGAUGAAAAAAAAAAACAAAAACAGCCGCGGCGACCAAGAAUGACCAUGGUACUCAGCAGUCUUCCUUGAUUCUUUUUGCAGCUAUGGGAGCGCAUGAAAGACUCCAGUGGCGCACAGUUGCUUCUGUGAGCGGCCUCUCGUGCUGCACGACUUGCGUGGUGAGUACGUGAAUCAGUUCGAGUCGCUUGCAUAUGUGAACUAACGCGAUGCAUGUAUAGAAAGCUUCGUACAUCCAUCCACACGUAUGACAUUCCUCAAAUCGAUUUUACUUUGCGAGCCCACCGGUUCGGCCUGUGGCGAAAGACUCGACCGGGGCCGAGACAGCAUCUCGCAACGCGUCAGCUUGCUAGCGUGAUGCGAGGACCUGGCAGGAGGAUGGAGAUUUCGAUAUGUCCUGUGGGAGAACUCUGUUGCCACAGAGUCUGUCCAGCAAGGCGGUAGAAAAUCUCGUUGCGGCGAUGAUCAAAGAGUCUUGAUGCGAGAGGACUUCCGUGUUGGCAACUUUCUCGGACUAGUGCAAAAGUGCCAACUUAUUUUAAUAUCUGGGAUUGCCGCAUAAGUGGGCUAGCACCCGCGUAUUCAUGAUGCCCAACGAGCAUAAUGGAUGCACAUUCUCAACCCCGUCCAUCUGCGGAUGAGGAGCGCGACAAGGUCGUCCGCUUGUGUAGCACUACGUUUAAACGCUCCAACGCGAACCGCGCGCGCGCCUGCAGAUGAAAAUAUGCGUGACAGCUUUCGCUGCCUGUCACCGCCCUCCGCAAGAACAGCUGAAAUAAAAAUCGGAGUACAUGAAAUAGAGAUCUGAAGCAAACAGAGUAGAGAGGGACUCACUAUUUGGGUCUUGUAUGAUUUUCAUUUCGCAAUCGCAACGGCGACCGUCCACGGUCACAUUUUCGUGUCCAGAAAGCAACGGCUUUGCGCGGACGGCUGCUGCUGCGGAUGAUAUUCGGCACGAGGCAUAAGUGACUUCUCUGCGGUGCCGUUAACUUCGGGAAAAAGUCUUUGAGCCUUGCCUUUGCAUUUAGGUUCAGGGCCGGCGCUUCAUCAGUGACGGCAGCUGUAGCUACUUUCGUUCUACUGCGAACUGUCCGGGUUUUUGGAAAAUUAAUCUGCCUUGCAGCAAAAAGAAACUGCUGGGUAGGACACAGGCUUCUAUAUCUAUUCGAGUGUGCCCAUAUUUUCAACUGGUGCCUUUGAGCCACUUGAGAAGCGCCUUACUACUCGUCUGAGCUAAGAAAUUAGCUGUACUCGGCCACGUUCUGGAUUUGCUACCUUUCAAACAAUCUUCAGAAUUGGAAAAUCAAGUUCGGGCGUCUGAAGGCGAGUACGACACGAUAAAAAAGAGUUUUGAGCAGGAGAUUCAAAACGGGUCGGAUCCUGGUAUGGUCGAAGGGUUGUUCCAGAAAGCUGGCGACAAAAUAAACGAAUUGGGCCUGAACUGGCAACGGAGGAACAGCCUGCUCAUGACCCCCGAUGUAGGGGCGCGCGUGGCUACGAAGAAUGCAUCGGGGGGGCGGAGGCAUGGGGAAUUGCUACAGCAUCACAGUACGGAAUUGCAAACGUUGGGGACAGCGUGGUACGGUCUGAUCGAGCAGAGGAAGGCCGGUAAGACAUCUAAAGUUGGUAGCUAGUUGGGUGGGGUUUUCUUCUUCAUCUACUUUCGUCUUAUUUCCCGUCUUUAAUGCGCGAACUAUUACUAUUGCCCUCGUCCGCUCUGUUGCUGUUUGCAGGUCCGACAGCAGACGACCGAUGCAAGAAUAUACUUAGAUAUUAAGCACGCUGGAUCGUGUAGCGGUUCCAGCCCGUACUUCUUUUUUCUAUUUUUAUCCAACCAAGAAAAAAAAGUUUCUUUGUAUAUGCAGCCCUUUUUUAUUCGAGGAACAGCGUCCGUCACAAAUAUGUAUAAUAUGACAGCGAAAAAGAAGUGUCAUGCAGCACAGAGAGUACGCCUACGCGAAAAGGAAAACCCGCAUGCGUUGGCCCUACAACCAUACCUGACCAGCAUCUUCCAUUUUGCGCAUCAGGAAGUUUUUUUUUUUCUUGCGUAACGAGUUAAACUCGUUCUCUCGCUCGACUACAAACGAAACUGCAACUCCUCAAUCAAAACAACACUCAGAACUCGAGUUACCGCACAGAAAAACCGUUGCAUCACCGUGGGUUUGUGCGCGCUAUGGGAAAAAAGAACGCCCGAAAGCCGGUUGUUCGUGGUCACUUUUGUUCGGUGGGGCGUGGAAAAGGUCUUGCUUUAUCUGGAAUUGUGCGAAGGAGCAUAGUACUAUGCAUUGCAAGUACGUAGGCUGGGUCUGGAAUGUGGAUGCAAACUUGUCAUGCGCAUUUCAGAUCACGGGAAAAUCUGUCAUGCAUGGACAGGAAAAGAAGAUGCCCACUUCUGGUUCCCGAAAGGGAUGAUUUGUCAUGGGAAUGGGGCAUUGAGAAAUCAUCUGAAAACCUGUGAAGAUGCUUGGGGUUGCAUGGCAGACCUUCUACUGGGAUGUCACAAAAAAAACACCAAGACAAACACCUGCACACAUCCAGAUUCAGACAUACUUGCUUUGGAUACCUACAUUUUCAUAUGAGUCCUCGCCAUUCGCCCCUGCCGCUCCGGCUAGAUAUGCUGUACUUGGUUGACGCUGGCUUCAGCAUUUGGAAUUUGCAUUGGAAUGCGUAGAAAGCAGUCAUUUCAGGUGUUUGUUCAUCGCAUGUCGAGACGGCGGGAGUUUUCGUAGACCCCUUCGUUUUUCACCAUGGGAGGGAUGUUUGUUAUGUGGCUGACACAAAAACAAAAUUUGAAGUAGGCGCCACGGUGGUGCGGUUUUCUGUGUGAUGUCAGAGCGAGCAAGAAGCGGCGCGGGCCAAGGAGGACGCCAAGACCGAGGCAAAAGGUACUUAUUUAUACGAAGUACUGGGCGUUCUUAGUAUUUUGCUGUCUCCAUGUGCAUAUUAAGCACGGGACCGCAUUGUGUCACGCGUUCGCUAGUGUCUAGCCCAUUUGUUUUUCCCGCAGUGUAUCGUCUAUGCUUCUAUGUAGUGAGCUCACGAGCGUUCGUCGGCCGCGACUAUUAUUCUUGGCAGCUGCCAUCUGGUUUUAUGCACUAUGCCGUUGCCAUGACAAACCAAAUUUUAUUUGCUUCGAGACGUGGCAGCCUCAAUUUUCGUUUUUCGGAUUUCUUUGUUUUGUCACAGAUCUCCUGGGGAUGUCACUUCCCGGCGCGCCUCUUUUCUCACCGUAAAAACAGACUUCUGAAAAAUAAAUCAGAGAGAAUGCGGCACCUCCACACAGCCUACAAGGCGCUUCUUACCAACCUGGAUGCGGGCAGAAAAUCUGUGGCGAGUUGUGUUGACGAGGGUUCCCUCGCUCAGCUGGAGAGCCAGCUCGUGGACUUGCUUGGAAAUCUAGGCGACAACGUGCGCACCCGGGAAGCAGAUCUCUCGACCAACGCAGAUGCAUUCAGUCAGGACACGAGCUUUUGGGGGAUGGGUACUCUUGCUAGCGCAUGGGGAGGAGAUGUAUUUGGCGGAGACAAACCCUUAGUGUACAAGGACAAGGUCGAUUUCCAAAGAUUGAAGCCACAGGUGGAAAAGGAGAUCCGCGACAGACGCACAGGUAAGGAACUUAAAAAAUGCAUUUGGGAAAGACUGGGACAGGGCCGAAGCUUCGGCACCUCACUCUUCCGCCCGUGGGCGUUGUGCGUAAAGAGAAAUUUUUGGUCGUGCCAUUGCUAACUUGGAUUCGAUUGCCUUGUGAGUUAUAAUUUCAUUUUUUUAUUCGCGGAAAAACCCUCAGUGGCGAGGUUAGACCGCAUGCAAAAAGCAUGAGCGCGCGAUGUUUUUCAGUUUUUGUGCUAUUGGCGUAAAUUUCAAUUCUACCCACUCGCGGGCGUCGCGAUGCAGCUGGGCAUCCGGUUUCGCGGAAGCCUCGCAGCUGACGCCCUGCACCCAAGAAGCACUGUUUGCAAACGUGCUUAAUGUGCCAGGCACAAGCCUCGGGAAGAAUCUGCGGCGUUCUUAGCUGUCGCGCUUGCAGUCGCGCCCCCACAUUCAGUGUCCGCGCUAUUUCUUUUUCGCUGCGGCCUUGAUGAAACGCGCCCCUGCGGUGGAUUAGGGAGGCUGUCAGGCAUGUGGAAAAGUGGCUGCACAGAUAUGCUCGCGAAGGAAUUCUGAAAGCAUUACGCGCACAGGUAAGUAUGUCUAUGUUCGGGACCGCAACUACUCAGCGCGAAUGGCACGUAUUGUUUUGAUAUCCUUAUAGCGCGUUGCGUCCUAUCACCGACGUCUAGUUUCUGUGGGUUGCUGCCCUUCUCCUUGUCAGGGCCAAAAAUAGAAAAACUGGACUUCCGCAAUUACCAAAACACUCAGCAAUCCAGCUACCGCACCGAAAAGCCGUAUCACUGUGUUGCUGUGGGUAAUAUCUGUAGCGGGUAGAAAAUGUAAAGAAGGGACAGCAGAAGUACAGCUCGCAGGCGAGAGGCGUUCGCCCUCCUGCCUCGCCGAACUGCUGUGCGCGGUUUUCGACUUUUUUGCUUUGCCAUUUAUAUGUGUGGCAGUGAUCUUGGCCUUCAUCUUGGUGGAAGUUGCCUCAUGAAGAGGUACGUGACGCUUAGCUACAGAUAAGGCUUGGCCGCACAGCGCUACAGUGACGCGGCUUUUUCGUCUCACAACAGACGGCGGACGGGCGCAGAGGUAAGUAGCCACCAUAUUUGUUUGAUUUUUUUUGUGCCAGCGAAUUUUAAAUAUAGGCCAAAGAACAAAUAGAAAUGCAGUGCGUUUCUAUUUCUGUAUUCGUAAUUGUAUUUUUAUUUCGAUCUCAGUUCGAAUUCGAACCUGCAGCUGCAGCUGUACACACAAUAGUCGGCCCAUAGAAUCUAUACAAAAGCUGGGACGACGGUGUGAAGGCCUGCACAACAUGCGUAGAGUUUUUCUUAGGACAUCGAGACACACAGCCUGCCUGUUGAUUUCCAUCUUCAUUAUCUCUGCAGAUGAAGUUGCGACUUUUGUAUUCAUGGUUUGGAAAUUUAUUAAAAGCUGGAAACUAUGAAUGGUUUGGAGACCACAAUACGGAGCGCACCGGAAGCGCGGACGUUCAUUCUUGGAGCCUCAACCCGAAUAUGCGGGAGGUCGCCCCCACGCUCGGAGUCUGUAGCCCAGGGCAGACGUCUCUGCUCGGGAUGGAACGUUCAGGACAGACACGGGAAAAACAAAUGAAACAUAUCAGGCCAGAUGAGAGAACUCGGGGGAGAGUAUGCUACUCGGCAGCAGCAACUGGAGGCAUGGGGGAGCACCGUGCAGAUACCUGCGGAAAAACGUCCCCGCCCCAGAGUCAAGAUGAGGACUCUCGCUGUUGCGCGUGAGAAUUUUCUUGCGCCCAUAGUGUGAUCUUUUUUGUUUUUUGCCUAGUGCAGCCGCGUCACAAAUCGGUCCUCUUCCUCCUGAUUCUAGCAUGACAAAUCCCAAAUCGCGACUAGACGACAUUUCGCAUGUUGAGGGAGGCUGCGCAAGAGAAACUUUUUAAGCGUGCUGGUUGGCAUGACGAAUCUGGGGUGGGGGUGUUUGUCCUCAGGAUAGUAGAAUCCUGACAGCGAGUUGAACCAUGCCACCGACGCCGAACAAUGGCGCACGAACUUACUGUGAGGAAAAGCGCCUCCUUCGCAUAUUCAGCCGUAGACUUGCAUGAUGCCGGAUUCGCGAACGCCACUCCGUCGAGUUUUAUUGCGCAGAGGCACAGGGGCACGCUUGCGAUCUAGUUUGCAGGCGAUUUGUCAUGGUAAUGCCGUUGCUGCCUGCUGUCAUGCUGAACACGCCACGCGAGCGCUUCUUUAUGCCAGGCAGCACUACGGUCCGCAUUACUUCUACCCCUGUGAGGACAUGACAACCGGACUGAGGAUAGCAAAUCAUGCUACGCCACCAGUCUUCGCUUGAGUAUCAGCUGGGGGCUUUUUUUCAUUUUUAUACGAGGCCGACACGCAGUUCGUGAUCCCUUUGGACAAUGCAGUCGGGCGAGGGGAAGGCGUUCUUUCGCAGAUAUGCAUUGCAAAUAUGUCUGGGUCUGGAAGAGUGAAAGCCUGUGAUGCUGCCUUUGGAUUCAGAAAAAAUCUGUGGUGCAUGAGGAGCAGGAGAGGUCCAGUUGUUGCUCCGCGGAGAGGGCAUUUCCCAUGCGGAGUAGGCAUCAAAAAGCCCGCAAAAAAUCUGUGAUGCUAGGGCAUGCAUCACGGACAAGACAUCGCGAGCUAUUCAAAAUAUGCAUGACAGACCUUGCAUCCUUCCAGACCCAGACAUAUUUGCACUUGAUAGAAGAUUGCCAGAGACAAUAAAGCAGUGCAAGGGCUCCUCAUGUUAGAGGCCGAUCAAUUUCGCGUCGCUACUCAGACCGCCAAGGAAUCUGCCAAGAAAUGGAGAGAAUUCCUUGGGGAUCUGGCCGCGAAUAGACAAGGCGGUAAGGAGUGUAGUAUUUUUAACAAACUGCAGCGUUGUUUUAUAUGUAUCUCGAGAAAGAGCAAGAUAGGCGGAAUGAAUAUGAAUCACGGACGUCAGCUGUCCCGUUCGCCUUGUUCCUCUGCCCCGCUCUGUUUGUCUCAGCCGGAGAGCGACUCGGCGAGGUUUUAAAAUUAAAAAGGGAACGAGGGUCCGAUCUUACUAGCCAUCCAAAAAGAUGUUGAUCCUCUUGUUGCGGACGGCACGCUUGUAGCGCACCCGUUUCGCGGGGCGGCCUGUCUUCUUGCAAUGCACACUGACAACAACAAGGCAGGGUGUUGUUCGUGGCGAAGCCUCCUCUUAUCGUAUUGAAAAGGGCCAGGGCCCGCACCCCAGAAUGUGGACGUGUUUGGGCUGCAAAAGUUCCCAAUGGAAGCAUUUGCCACUUUGCAUCUAUCAGCAUGACAAGUUUGCAAACCAGAAUAGCUGAUGAAGGAGAAGGCUGAGUUGGACAUGGACAGCGCCAUAGUGUCUGUCCUAUCGAAAAAGCAUGUCUGGCUCAGAUUCCGAAACAAAAUGCCUCGCAUUUUCCUUUUCAUGCAAUUAUACAAAGACUUGUUUCAUCAUCAUCUUCCGUGUGGAAAGUUUUAGUUUACAAGACAAACAGUCUGGGUUUCUGGUGGUGUGCUGGGAUGUUUCGUUUUCAUAGCUCUUUAGCGUGUUGGUUUCCAACCUGCUCUCGCCCUGGUGGAGUCGGCUGUCUUGCUCUUCGCAUAGGAAACAAAGUAUCACAUGCAAAUAUAAUGUGUGGGUCUGCCUGGGAGAGUGCAAUGAAGGUUGUCAUGCGCAUUCUGCAUGACCACCGGUUUUUGAUUUUGUCAUGUAUGCCCUGGAAAAAUAAAGGGGAUGCUGAAGCUGAAUGCCUAUAUUCUUGAAUGACAACGAAUUGAUUCGCAAAAACUGGAGCUGGGCCGCAUAUAUUGCUCAUGCAAGACAGUAUUUUGUAGUAUGACUAUCCAGAGAUGACAGCAUCAUUCCAGACCGAACACCAGACGUAUUACUAUAUUUAUAUAAGGCAAACUUUGGGGCCGGAGAGGGUCCGGUAGAGGUUGGGGAGAGGUUUCGUAGAGGUCAGACAGAGGGUCGGAGAGGUAAAAUAGAGGGUCGGCCAGAGCAAGAGGGUCGGGGAGAGGUCAGGCGAGGGGGUACGGAGAGGGUGGGGAGAGGGUGCGCCGUAUAUGGACCCGUAUAGCGGCGCUAUACGCGCGCAGAGGGUGGGUAGAGGUUGAGUAGAGGUCAAGUAGAGGGUGGGGGGAGAGGGUGCAGAGGGUCGGAGAGGUUCCACAAUAUAGGGCGACCCUCUAUGUGACCCUCUACCGCGACCCUCUCCGGGCGCCUCUAUUUUACCUCUCGAAGGACCCUCUCGGGACCUCUCCGACCCUCUCCCGGGCCCUCUCCGGGACCCUCUCUGAACCUCUCCCGGACCCUCUCCGAACCUCUCCCAGACCCUCUCGCGGACCCUCUCCCGGAACAUCUACCAGAACCGCUCCCGCAAUGCAGUUGGUUCGCCCGCCUGCGCGCAAUACCUGGAUCUUUAGGCAAGAACGAAACUAGGGCCUAGCGGUGAAUGUCGGCAAGUCUUUUCACUCUAGACCAGGGCGUUUGUUCAAAGUGAAUGCGCCGCUCUGCGUCCCCCUGGGGGGGCGCGGCGCCACGCCUUAACGUACGCGGCCACCUAGGGUGGCCGCAACUUCACACAGCGCCCGCGCGCGGGCAACAGGUGCGGCGCCUUUGUAGCGCAAUGAAAUUGGUUGCAAUGAAUAGUAUGACUAUCCAGAGAUGACAGCAUCAUUCCAGACCGAACACCAGACGUAUUUGCAUUUGAUAGAAACCUCGGCCGGGGUCACAGUUCACAGGACCAAAAGCCUUGAGAAGUGAGGGAAGAACGGCCGUUCGGCGAGAGUCUUUCCACCUCCUUUCACCCGGCACUGUAUCCUCUGCAAAUAAAGCGUCCGGAUCGGGAAAUCUGCUACGCAAUAGAUUACGCGGCGCUUUUUCUGUGCGUGACACGUUUGGGUGCGGUGUAUUCGUGGCUGGGUAGAAGUGCAGUUGCACGACAGGUCGAUCUUCGGAUCUUGAUAUAGAGCAUGACAAGUUUGUUGACUUAGAAAAUGCUCCUCAUGUUCUCGGAGCUGCCCAUGACAGAGAUUCGCAUUCUGGGCAUGGAAAAUUAAAAUCUUGCGCGACAAUACUUCGCGUUGGGACGUUUCUAGCAUGCUUAGUGCAUGCUUAGAAGUGCAGUCGCUCGCCCGGUACGGACCCGUCAGAGCCACUGUUUUAAGUAUUUUGCCACGCGCAAAAAAAAGCGGCAACUUGACUUGUCAGGCGCCUAUUUUUAGAUCUUGUCCUCUGGUUUCCGAAGAGACCGCGUGAUAGACCUGGUGAGCACACCGAAGCAAGGAUUAGUUUGAUUUUUACAGUGCGAAUGCAGCGUCUGGGCCGACCCUGCAUAUUUCUCUAUAAAAGAGAAACAACAAAAAGUCUGAUUCCCCAUCAACAAAAAACACACACAGAAAUCGAGUUAUCAACCAAGAAAACCGUACCACUGACAGCCUGUGACAGCUGUAUCGGAAAAAAGGUGUCGUGUAAGUAGGUGUCACCUUAUACGUUACUGUGAAGGAAUAUGUUGUAGAAGUGAGAGCACUCGUCUCGGACGCGAGCCUUUCUCCGGGAUGACAAAUAGAUAUUUUUUUACAGAACUUCGACUUCCUCCUACCCCCGGGAACAGUUUUUUUGUAUCUUGGCUCCGUAGCUCGUAGUAAAGUUUAUUUUACUCGACAAACAUAUAAAGUUGUGCAUCUAGCUUUGUCAUGCGAGGAGUGGCGCCAUCCAGUCCUUUGUAGCUGAAGACCACUGGCGUGCGGAUGGCAGAAAAAGUAAAAGACGAAGUCAAAGACCGUAUUACAGUGGUACGGUUAUUUUUUUGUGUGACAGGAAGCGGCACAACGAGCACGCGCCACAGGUAAGAAAGUACUUAUUCAGCGUUUUGGGUUUGAUGAUUCGAUGUCUUGCGGCUGGUGAUAGAACAGAUUGACUCAAAAGCAAAAGUCGAAAGAGUAGUGGAGUGCUAGUAGUUCUGGUGUUAAUAUUCAGAACACCGGCUGUGCCUGAAUUAUGGACUGGCACUGCGUUUUUGGUGCCGAUUUUUUGCAGGUGGGACAAGCUGCAUCAGUCUUGCUCUUGUCUAUAUGAAAAUAAUAAACAUAAAGACACUAGUACUCCUCAUGGCGCGAAGGCGUUCGCAAAGUAUUGUAUCUGCCGGCGUCCUCUACCUCUUCCUCUCGUUCCGAGACGGGAAUGAAAAAAACAAAAAUACAUCACCAGAACAUUUCCGGGCAGAAAUGGGGCGGCUUAGCGCUGGCACUUCGCAGAUCAUGAAACAGCUGCAGCAAGCUGUCGCGCAACGUGGUGUUGAAGUGAGCAACUGCCAAGACGAAGCGCAGUUGAAAUUCCUCGAGGCAAACCAACGUGACGUCGUGGCUCCCUUGGAAGAAAACAUUCGCGCGCAGAAAGACGUGAUCGAGGAGUAUAAAGACAAGGUCGACGCUCAGGGAACACGUGAUGCAGCACACUACCAGGGUGAAAUUCAAAAGGUCGAACAUCAGGUGGUUGCGAAGGCGAAAGAGCAGCUGGACUCAUUUAUCGCCGAUAGGAGAACAGGUGAGGGAAGUAGAAAAAGAAGCAGUAAAAGAUAACCUGUGAUGAAGUGCCAUGAUUUUAAAAGUCCUACCUCCCCGUAUUGAAAAUGGACAGACAACGCAUUUGGCGUUGCGGAUUUAUGUACAGAAAUAAUGCAGGUACAACUACUUGCACUUGGACAGCAAGAGCAAGGCCAACAGGAACAAGCCUUGGACAGGCUAUUUCUAAUGCGUUUCAACAACAGCCUAUGCCUACAGUUGUGUGAGAAUCUAUGAUGCUGAAGGGCCAGAGGACGAGGACUUCAGGAGACCUGUGCGGGCCUGGUUGGCCUAGAAUGCGCCUCCAUGAUUCCCUUGCCGCAAGACGCACUUAACGCAAAUCAAGCGGGGGCACAAGGCUCUUCUUGAAUCUGGGGAGGGGGCGGGACUCAUUUUUCCUCGCUAUAUGAUAAUGAAGACCAAGAGCAAAAAAUAAGUCACUAGCUUUCUACUUUACGCGGCCUCCGCCCCUGCUAUUGCCUGUCAGAGUGUGCGUGGUGCUCUGGCCACAGGGCACAAAGAAGGGCUUCGGGCCAGCGACGAGUUCCGUCUCAGGUCCGCGAGGUCCGCUGUUUUGGAGCGACGCCGGGUCAGCACGCAGCCGCCCGCGUGACAAAACACGCACUCGCCCGCACUCCCGCCCUGCUCGGCCUUGUGCCGUUUUGUUUCCAACAGCCGCGGAAACGCGCGAGUGAGGACAGCCCGUGUGGCGUCUGUCCCGUGCUGCGAAUGCUUUUUCACCCUAAAAACCAUAUCAGAGUGUACAAAUGCUCUGGUCAGCACGAGUAGCAUCGAUAUGGUCUGUGGCGCAGACCGCGGCUGCGUGGCUGUGGGCCGCCUGCUGCGCCACUCGCAUGGGCGAGCGCGCUGGGCCCUUUGCUCAGUACCGCGUGCCUGGAGCAGGGGUCGAGCCAGCAAUAAAUACCAAUCUGAAGUAGAAAAUCGACUUCCCCAAUCACAAUCGUAAACAGCCAUCAAGUUACCGACCAGAAAAACCGCGUCACUGUGGGCCCGUUCUUGCUAUCGCAUCGGGAAAGUAAGAAGUAGAUGAGGGGAUGAAGGCAUGGUCGUGUCGGUGGGGAAGGAGGACAGGAGGUGUCUAGGGCCAGACGCUGUGCAGGGGGGCCAAGCAGCUCUUUUUCUUUGUUGGGUAUUUAUUUUGUAUGUUGCCAAUACUAGUACCGCGAAGUUUGUCAUGCAGAAGAACGAUCACUGACUUUCAGUUCACCCGAACAAACAAUAUAUAAAGUAAGUAAAGCAAAAGUGGUCGAAGCCGGAACUACAGUGAUGAGGGUUUUUUGGGUGACAAAAGCAGCAGCAAAACGCUGACGCGGAAUGGGCGAAAGCAGUCGAAGCGUCCGAAAUCGAGUAUGAACGGAUCAGGAGCAGAUUGGACCAGGAGCUUGGACCAGGUGCAACUGCGGCUACGCUUCAACGUUUGUUGCAAAAAGAUUACGAAGAAACGAAACGGCAGUUGCACGGCAAUUUGCAGACGCGGUGGCAGUUGCUCACGAAUGACAUAGGAAAGCGCCUGCACGAAAACUCCAGCCUGCGCCCGAAUAGUCUCUAUGGCAGAUCCCCUAAUGUGGGUCAGUCGUUUCAGGCAGUGUAUACAAAGCACAAGACGAGCUUUGAAAAUCUGGACCGCACGACGGGCCAGGAUAUCCAAAACAGGCUAGGUAAGGGACUCGACGAAGCGGCCAAACUUACCGAUGCUAUCGAUGGCAUUACGAACGAACGGAUGAAGCAUUUCAAUCCUUGCAUAGACAUGCGUCAGGCGAUGCCGCUGGCGCAGCGCCAACGCUUGUGUAAAACGGCGAUAGAUCAUAUCGAAAGCGCCGAGAAGUUGGUAAAAGAGAAUCAAGAGAAGGAAAGAAACAAGCCCGCCUCGGCAAUAACCGAAGAGAACCUGACUGCGUGGACAGCUUUCGCCCCAGAUAGAAUGACGGCCACGGGAUCAUGGUAUGGCAAACAAGAAUUAUCGCAGCUGGCCAAGAAUAUGCGCAGAUAUUUCUUGGAUGUCGAUCCGACAAGUGGGCAGAAGGCCUUAGGGGUACUUGCGGUGCGUAAAAAGCAGGCAAACGACGCCCUCCAGGCUGCAGUAGAACAAGACAACGAGCGGCAGCGUCAGCAGCAGGCGGCAGCAGCAGCGUCAGCUGCAGCAGCGGAAGCGCCGCCGCCGCCCCCGCCGCGUCUUUCCCCCACAUCCGGCGGCGGCGGAUACGGGCCACCACCACCACCCGGCGGCGGAUACGGGCAACCACCACCACCCGGCGGUGGUGGUGGUUACCAGGGCUCGAUUUUCGGAGGUAUGCCGAGUCUCCUCGCAGGCCUCGGUACCACACCAGGUCACCCGCCACAACCUGGAGGUCAGCAGCCACAUCUUCCUCCAUCUCAAUCUCCGCCACCACCACGAGAAGUCGCCCAAGACCCACACUACGUCCGCGGAAUGGUUUUUGAGCAAACUGACCUUAACCAGGGUGCGGCGCGUGCCGCACGUACCGAGGCGCCGCUUACGCAUUUCUGGUUGGCGUACGGCAACCUCGCCCUGACCUUGAACCGCACGCGCGUCGUUUUAAUGUACGGGAACCAGAUUUGGUCGGGCCCCUCUCGGCAUCCACCAGCCCCGCUGCUCAGGGACACAGGCACGUACGUCGCGCCCGCCCGAUAUGCCUGUGAAAGCAUUUUCGUUCUGUUUCUGCACUCCUGGAGGCAAGGCAUACUAGCUCUCCCGCGAAGGAAAACGGCGUGUGUGCGUCUACAGCAUCUGUAAUGCGUAGUUAAAAAUGGCUUUCGCUUUCCUCUCUGCCGGGAAGUCGCGUUGCGAGUUCUUGCGCGUGAUUCAUGAGCAUGCCGAUCGGGAUUGGUGCUCGCAGUGUUGGAGGCGGGGGGCCGUCUUUGAAAAAUCAAAACCGGCCGAAGACGGACCCGGGUGGGUGCGUUUUGCAUCCCCCUGCGCCUGAAUGGCGCAAGCCAUAUGCCAUACCAGACCGGCAAUGGCGUACGCCUUCAGCAUCACACGGGGGAGUAUUUCCAUGCCUUAGCUGUUUUCAUGUCUUUGUACUGGUGGC
Messenger RNA from Amoebophrya sp. A120, 33259 nucleotides. The record is from the annotation of a GenBank genome assembly. NCBI's taxonomy places the organism in Eukaryota, Dinophyceae, Syndiniales, Amoebophryaceae.